CACUUCACUGCCCUUUCCCUCUCACCUACCUCUUACUGCACUGUGCUUUUUGCGCCGCCAAGACUCCUCCAAGCUCCUGCCCCGCACCUGUGCAAAAUGUCUAGACUCGCUCAUCAAUCAUCCAAUUUGUCUCGCAAGGGAUUGCGGCGUCAGCCCACGAGUCUCUCGCGCACAGCCUCGUCAGCCGCACUUGGGUCCGCCGACCCGAUUGAGCAGUUGGAGGCCUCACUGCCAAAGGUCAUGCGUGUCAAUACCGAGGUAGAGAAAGCGCCCGUCAUCGACGAGGACGGAUACUUGAACAUGUUGGAAAAGCGCCUGUCAAUCAAGAACAUUGGCGUCAUCAUCGUCAGCGAGCUACUCGGAACUAUCCUGUUCCUCUUCUUCGCCUUCUUCGCCGCAACGCAGGCAUCGAAUCGCGGAAACGCUAUGAAGGAGGAGUUUCCCACCGCACCUCUCGACACUUCUGGGCUGCUCUUCUCGUCACUCGGAUUUGGUUUCUCGCUUGCUGUCAACGCUUGGCUCUUUUUUCGCAUUUCUGGCGGCCUCUUCAAUCCAGCGGUCACUCUCGCACUGACGCUGACUGGCACCCUCUCAGCGUUCCGCUGCGCUAUCCUGACCAUUACUCAAUUCGUCGGCGGUAUUCUUGCAGCCCUUUUGGUUACUGCGCUCGUACCUGGCCCCAUCAACUCACGCACGACACUUGGAAGCGGCGUCACAGUCGCGCAGGGCUUCUGGAUCGAGUUCUUUUGCACCGCGGAGCUCGUCUUUGCCAUCUUCAUGCUUGCAGGUGAAAAGCACAAGGGCACAUUCCUUGCUCCGGUCGGCAUCGGCCUUGCUCUAUUCAUUGCGGAGAUUGCCGCUACGAACUAUACCGGAGGCUCCUUGAACCCUGCUCGAUCGCUCGGUCCUGACGUUGUGACCAGGACUUUUGAAGGAUCAUGCUGGAUUUACUACAUUGCUCCUUACCUUGCCGCCAUCGUCACCUCUGGCUUCUAUUGGGCCUUGAAGUGGAUGCGCUACGAGACGGCAAACCCUGACCAGGACGCGGCUCAGGAGGAAGAGCGCAAAUCCUUCAUUCGCGACAUGAACGGCAAUAUCAUCGGCGAGCUCGACUCUGUUCCACUCAAGGACUGGGCCUCGUUGCAAGAUGUUGUCAUUGACGCAGCAUUGCCACAAGAUGAUCCUCACGGCGCUCAACAUGUCGUGCCCGGUAUCUCACACAAGGCGAGCGAGGCCGACACCUUGGGCGUCACCACAGACAGCAACGGCUUCGUGCCAGGCUCCAAACAAGACAUACCUCCAGUGCCACCGGUUCCGACUGAUUCUCGUCGACUCUAUCAACAAGACCGCACAAAUGACUGGGCUGGCCCGGUUGCCCAGUGAAGACCUCUUCACGGCGCUCCUGCCUGUAGCGAGC
Molecule: messenger RNA, 1417 nt
Organism: Ceraceosorus guamensis
Lineage: Eukaryota; Fungi; Basidiomycota; Exobasidiomycetes; Ceraceosorales; Ceraceosoraceae
Product: aquaporin-like protein
Exons: 9
Coding region: 97-1383 (428 amino acids)
Biological process (GO): transmembrane transport
Cellular component (GO): plasma membrane
Molecular function (GO): water channel activity
Source: RefSeq, a predicted model, not a curated record